Messenger RNA from Carya illinoinensis, 3303 nucleotides. RefSeq lists its product as uncharacterized. The coding region runs from base 1 to 3303 and encodes 1100 amino acids. The record is from RefSeq and is a predicted model, not a curated record. NCBI's taxonomy places the organism in Eukaryota, Viridiplantae, Streptophyta, Magnoliopsida, Fagales, Juglandaceae. The transcript is spliced from 3 exons.
AUGGAUAAAUCUUGGAUGCAUAUUGGAGAUAGAUUGCGGUCCCAUGAAUAUGCCGAAGGAGUUAAUCAUUUCUUAUCCAUGGCUCAAUCCAAUGCUCCUGCCAGUGAUGCCAUUCGAUGUCCUUGCCGGAUAUGUCGUAAUAAUUUUUUCCAACCAUUUGAUGUUGUGAGGGAUCAUUUGUUCUUGCGAGGGAUUGAUAUAAGUUAUACUCAAUGGAUAUUUCAUGGAGAAGAUGAUCCUUUUCAUGCCAAUCGGUCAGAUGAUGAGGACGAUGGAGAUGAUUUUGGUGAGUACGUUGAUGAUGUUGAUGAGAUGUUAGAUGACAUCCGGGUGGGAUCCUUCGUUAAUAGUGCUCACGGUUUAAAUGCUGGUGGUGGUGACGAUGAUGCACCAGAACCCAAUGUUGGGACUUCAAGACACCAUACAUUUGAACAGUAUGUAGAGGAUGCUCGACGUCCACUCUACCCAUCGUGUGCAAACUACUCAAAGCUAUCAUUUAUGGUGAAGUUGCUUCACAUCAAGAGUAUUGGUGGUUGGAACGUGAAGUCUUUUAACAUGGUGCUAAAGCUAUUGAAAUCUGCCUUCCCGACUGCUCUUUUGCCUGAAGACUAUAACGAUGCACGUCAGCUAGAACGUGGGUUGGGAUUUAGUUACACCAAAAUUCAUGUAUGUCCAAAUGACUGUAUCUUGUUCUGGAAAGAAUACGAAGACAAAGAUCAGUGCCCUAAAUGCAAGUCAUCUAGAUGGGUCUCACUGACAAGUAAACACCGGGUACCUCAGAAAGUGAUGCGUUAUUUUCCAUUGAUGCCUAGGUUGCAACGCCUUUAUAUGUCAAAAAAGACAGCACAAGCGAUGCGAUGGCAUAAAGAGCAGCGUAUUGAUGACUCGAGUUGUAUGAGGCAUCCAGCUGAUUCCAAAGUUUGGAAAGAUUUUGAUAGGAAACAUGAUUGGUUUGCGAAAGAUGCUCGUAAUGUUCGUCUUGGACUUGCGAGUGACGGUUUCAACCCAUUCAAUAACAUGAGCAAGCCUUAUAGUAUAUGGCCAGUCAUACUUCUGCCUUACAACUUGCCACCUUGGUCUUGUAUGAAAGAUCCAUACUUUCUCUUGACAUGUUUGAUACCUGGUCCUAAAUCACCAGGUAAUGAUAUCGAUAUCUUCCUUCGUCCUUUAGUUGAUGAAUUGAAAUCAUUAUGGGAGGUUGGUAUUGAGACAUAUGAUGCAUUCAGUUCCGAUGUUUUCCAAUUACAUGCAUCUCUACUCUGGACUAUAAAUGACUUUCCUGCAUACGCCAAUCUUUCGGGGUGGAGCACGAAGGGGAAAUUGGCAUGUCCUGUGUGCAAUGUAGAUACAGACUCAAUGUGGUUGGCCUAUGGGCGUAAACAUUGUUAUAUGGGCCACCGUCGCUGGUUGGCCCCGGACCACCGUUGGAGAAAGAAUAAACGUGCUUUCAACGGUGCGCUCGAGGUGAGGCCUCACCCACCAAGACUUACGGCCCAAGAAAUACUUGAAUCAUUACGCAUGGUCUCCAACGUGCAAUUUGGAAAAAGUGAACGGAAGAGGAAACGGGCACCACACGAACAAAACUGGACAAAGAAAAGCAUCUUCUUCGAUCUCCCAUACUGGCAAGACGUGGGAUUGAGGCAUAACCUAGACGUAAUGCAUAUCGAGAAAAACAUCUGUGAUAGCGUCUUGGGCACCUUGCUGAGUAUUGAUGGAAAGAGUAAGGACACUGCAAAUGCACGAAGGGAUUUGGAACGUCUCGGACUGAGGAAGGAAUUACACUUACGUCCGGAGGGUGAUCGUUGCCGGAUGAGUCUGGCAUGUUACACACUAAACCAUAAUGAGAGAAUUUCCUUUUGUGAGUGGGUGUCACAAGUUAGUUUUCCAGAUGGCUUCGCCUCUAAUAUUGCUCGGUGUGUGAAUAUUCGGGAAGGCAAAAUUACAGGAAUGAAAAGUCAUGACUGCCACAUUUUUCUCCAACGGUUGCUUCCGGUUGUAAUUGGCAGUUAUUUGCGUCCUGACAUCCGGCUAGCUUUGACCGAGCUAAGUACAUUUUUCAAGGAAUUGUGUGCUCGAACAUUGACGUAUGAAUCAUUGCAUCGCCUUCAGGCAGAUAUUUCUAUCAUCCUAUGUAAACUUGAGAUGAUCUUCCCACCUGCAUUUUUUGAUAUUAUGGUCCACCUCGCAAUUCAUUUACCAGACGAGGCAUUACUUGCUGGACCAGUGCAAUACAGGUGGAUGUAUCCGUUUGAGAGGUACCUGGGGAAGUUCAAGCGCUAUGUCCGGAACAAAGCCCGCCCUGAGGGUUCAAUUGCAGAAGCAUAUGUUCAUGUUGAGUGUUUAACAUUUUGCUCAAUGUAUCUCAACGACAUUGAGACCAGAUAUAAACGGGUUGAAAGAAACGCGGACAUUCCAGAUCAGCUUAAUGAUGAAUUUUUUUCUGUAUUCUCACAAAAGAUUCGAGAGAAGCGUGCGAUGAACCCAGCCAGUGUACGAGAUGAAAUAUAUGCACUUGCAUGUGGUCCCGACAAGUGGGUUGCGUCGUACGCCGGUUGCAUUAUGAAUGGAAUUAGAUUUCAGACGAAGGAUCGAGAGAGGCACCGACGAACUCAAAAUAGCGGUUUGGUUGUUCGUGGUGAACAUCAGUCAAAUCCCGUUGACUUCUACGGGGUUUCGAAAGAUAUUAUAGAAUUAAGAUAUAUGGGUUGGCGUAAGGUCUAUUUGUUUCAAUGUGAUUGGUGGGAUGUUGGUGAUAAGCGAAAAGGGAUUCGCGUUGGCGACCAUCUAACGAGCCUGAACACUUCUCGAACAUGGUAUAAAGAUGAACCUUUUGCUCUUGCAUGCCAAGCCCAGCAGGUGUUUUACUUAAAAGAUAUGAGUGUGGUGGGUAGUUGGUAUGUGGUCCAUAAGAUAACGAAUAGGAAUGUAUACAACAUUCCUUUAGUUUCGUCGGUCCAGGAUGCGGAUGAUCCUGCAGAGUUAGUUCACGAUGAUGCUUUCGAGGAAGAUGAAAACAUUCCGACAAACGUGCCGCAUGCCCAAUCUAGUGAUCCAGACUUGAUGACUCCAUUGAACAGGCUAGAUGAAGAACCAAUACUGAUAGACCCUUCGACCAUAUUAGAACAUCAACCAUCUGAUUUAGUUGACCACAAUGCAUUCCUCGAGGAUGAUGGCGUUGAUGAUGAUCAGGGAAUCGACGAAGCCGAUGCUAAUAGCGACAGAAGCGAUGAUGACAGUAUUGCAUUUGCCAAUGAUGCAAGCUCAGAUUCAGAAGAUGAUUAUCUAGCUGGAAAUGACAAGUAA